Epinephelus lanceolatus (giant grouper) is the source of this 4631-nucleotide messenger RNA. Its product is annotated as aryl hydrocarbon receptor. Gene Ontology annotation, molecular function: transcription cis-regulatory region binding; nuclear receptor activity; protein dimerization activity. Gene Ontology annotation, cellular component: aryl hydrocarbon receptor complex; nucleus. The record is from RefSeq and is a predicted model, not a curated record. Gene Ontology annotation, biological process: regulation of transcription by RNA polymerase II; xenobiotic metabolic process; response to xenobiotic stimulus. NCBI's taxonomy places the organism in Eukaryota, Metazoa, Chordata, Actinopteri, Perciformes, Serranidae.
UUUUUAUUUUUGUUUGUGUUGUUUGUCGUUAUAAUGUGUACAGCAGUAAAAAUAAUUAAAACACUGUAAUAUGAUAGGAUAGCAAUCACAGAAUCCCUCUUAAGGUCGGUCGGGUUGGAAUGCAGCCUCCCAGUCAUUCCUGCUCCGCGGUGUCAGCCUCACUCGAUCCACAUCCGGUCCACCUUAAAUAUUUCUGCUCUCAGAGCGCACCGCGACGGGAGCGCGCGGCAGCGGCGGCAGCAGCGGCUCUGUCAAAUCACAACGGGAGUGACGCGCAGGCGGAGCACUUACAUCAAAACCCUCCGAGGACUUUUUUUUUAACGCGUAAAAGUCACGGUGUUUUCGGUAAAUCGGUGUGGAAGUACGCAGACGUCAGGAUUAUGAAAAGCUGCGAUAGUUAGCCAGCGUCUCGCGGGCGUUUGGAGCACGUUACGUACACAAAGUAAGUUUUUCUCCCAGCUGAGAGGCGCACGAGACGCGACCGAGGACUAACGUUAAAGGGGAUUUUACCGUCUCGGCUUUCUGUCGUUGUUUUUAUUGUUUGUUUGUUUACACCGAGGGAUGUGAGUCUGCCUGUUUGGAGCUGUUUUUAUUGACACAAACAACAAGGAUAACGCCACUUGUGUUUGAACCCCGCUCUGUUUGAAGUCACCAUGCUGACGAACACGGCGCUUUACGCGGUGAAGAAACGGAAGAAGCCGGUUCAGAAAAUACCCAAACCACCACCCCCAGAUGGCGCCAAGUCCAACCCGUCCAAGCGCCACCGCGACCGGCUCAACGGCGAGCUGGACAAGCUCACCAGCCUGCUGCCCUUCACCGAGGAGGUCAGGGCACGGCUGGACAAGCUGUCCGUGCUGCGCCUCAGCGUAGGGUACCUGAAGGUCAAGAGCUUCUUCAACGCCACCAUGAAGAAAGGCCAGAAUGGCACCAGCUGGACCAGCGAGCGGAGCCUCAUGUUCGGGGUAAACGCCCAGAGCACGCCGACUCCGUCCUCCACAGCCUCCAUGUCUCACCAGGUGACCUCCAUCGAUGGAGUCAGCUUCACUGAGGGAGACCUGCUGCUUCAGGCUCUGAACGGCUUUGUGUUGGUGGUGACGGCUGAAGGCUACGUCUUCUACACAUCCCCAACCAUCCAGGACUUCCUCGGCUUCCACCAGUCCGAUGUCGUCCAUCAGAGCGUCUUUGAGUUGAUCCACACAGACGACCGAGCGCUCUUCAGACGGCAGCUUCACUUCGCCCUCAACCCAAAUAACAGCCAGCCAGACGGCACUGCAGCGAGCCCCAGCGAGCAGAACUCCACGGAGAUCAGCACCAACGUGAUGGCGUACGACCCGCAGGCCAUCCCUCCAGAGAACUCCUCCUUCCUGGAGAGGAACUUCUGCUGCCGUUUCCGCUGCCUGCUCGACAACUCCUCCGGCUUCCUGGCCCUGAACUUCCGCGGCCGGCUGAAGUUCAUCCACGGUCAGAACCGGGUGUCUGAGGACGGGACGUUGGUUCCCCCGCAGCUCGCUCUGUUCUCCAUCGCCACGCCCAUGCAGCCGCCGUCCAUCCUGGAGAUCCGCGCCAAGACGCUCAUCUUCCAGACCAAACACAAGCUGGACUUCACGCCCAUGGGCAUCGACGCCAGAGGGAAGGUGGUUCUGGGUUACGACGAAGUGGAGCUCUGUAUGAAAGGGUCGGGCUACUACUUCAUCCACGCUGCAGACAUGAUGUACUGCGCUGACAACCACAUGAGAAUGAUAAAAACCGGAGAGAGCGGCUUCACCGUCUUCAGGCUUCUGGCCAAAACUGGGACAUGGGUCUGGGUCCAGGCCAACGCCAGGUUGGUCUUUAAAGCAGGGAAACCAGACUUCAUCGUGGCCCGGCAAAGAGCUUUGACAAAUGAAGAAGGGGAAGAGCAGCUGCGUCUCCGAAGGCUGCAGUUGCCGUUCAACUUUACCACAGGAGAGGCGUUACUUUACGAUGUCACUCCGACUGUCGAGGUCCCCGACCCAUGCUCGGCCCCCAAGCAGAGGAAGUUAGACAGCUACUCUGUCAGCCCCAGCUCCAUACUGGGCAGCAUGCUGAGUCAGGACCAGUCUAUCUACUGUGAACACAACACCAACACCCUCAACUCCGUCAGUGAUAUCGCCUUCCAGGACACCCACGCUACAGUCAGCGUCCCUGGAGAUGUGUGGCAGCUCACUUCGCCCAGACCUGUUGUGGGAAGCCUGGUGAAGUCCGAGGCCUCAGUUCAGGACAUGAUGGAGACCCUUCAGCAGAUCCUUGGGGACAACGACCUUGCCGACGCCCUGGACGUGGGGCCCGACGAGCUUAAGAGCUGGGAGAGCACCCUGCUGAAGAUGAGCAACAACAGCUGCGAGAUGAGCGAAGACCUGGACAUUCUCAGCAACGACAUCCUGUCAUACGUGGAGGAGCAGCUCCAGAAGGAGAGCACACUCAAGCUGCCAGAUCAGCUGGAUGACAUACCGACCUGCCUCUCCACUUUGGAGCUCCAGAACCAGAAUCCAGAGCAGGGCGUGGAGCAGAACUUCAGCUGGCCUAUGGAGCCCCAGAACCAGCUGAUAACAAAUGGAGGGCAGAUGGUAGCCGCACAGCCGACUCCGGCCCUGGGGAUGAUGAAACUGACCCACAUGGAUCUCCCUCAGAUGAGUUCUGGUUUAAACGGUCCAACCCUUCAGCAGAUCGCCUCACAGCUCCCCGCUUCUGUUGGACUUCAAAUGGGAACCACAGGCAACAUUGGCGCUCCAGUUACCUUCAACCCUCCCAUGGUGGCCCAAACACAGAACCAAGUGAGGAACAUGCAAGCCGCUAAGGACAACAACCUCGGAGAGUUUACGCUCAGGCAAAUUUCAACCAAUCAGAUCCACCCUAACCAAAUGGCUCAACCAAUGCAGAACCACCUUCAGAUGCGGACGCCCAACCUACCAGUCGGCCUCCAGGACCAAAGCGCAAAGAGACAGUUAAAUCCUGUGUUCAACUUUCAGGGAAACCAGUGGAACUCGUCCGUCCCCAACUCAAACCAAGCCGACAACUUUGUAGAAACAUACACCCAAAAUAUUUCAAACGAACCGGCUUUUACCGCAGAUCCCUCCUCGUCCAGCUGCUUACAGGGCCACUUUGCACUUCAGACACAGAACAGCGAGAAUCAGAGACAGUCUUGGCCGCUGGAGCAGCAGCUGAUCACAGGUGGACACCAACAAAUGGACGCCUGCCUCAACCAAAUGUCAGGGUUUCAACGGAAUACUCUCCCUGGAGUUGUCACGGCCCAGAACACCGUCAACGGCAGGCCCAUAUUCAGGACUCAAGAGACUCCUGAUGUACCAUUUCCUGUUCAGCCAGUGGUGGAGCCGCCGACUCUUGCACAACCUAGCAGUUGUAUGUUCAGUAAUGCCCCCACCUCUGUGCCUGUAAACGGAGUGCACCUCAGUCAGCCGCCCCCCUGCCAGAGACUGAACCCCGCUGGCAACCAGAUUCCCUCCAAGCCUUCCUGCUUCUAUCAGGGUCUCCCCGGAGGUGGAGCCGUGCCGGGGAUGACGGCUAUCCCCAACCCCGAUGAGGCGCCACUGUCCUGCCAGAUGACGGCCGGUCUCGACCCGAAUGGCCUGCUGGUGCAACAACAGCCGUACCUAAACUUCAGUGAACAGACACAGAUCAACAGCCGUCCGGUCGUUGGUAACGGAGGCUUCCCCUUCUCCUCGCUGCCCAAUGGGAACGCAUACUACUCAGAGAACAAAUAGGAAUCAGCUGCUGCAGCUUGUGGACGGCAGAGGAUCCCGACUCGGACUGAAGCGGCAGUUAAAAGGAAGCAAAAACAUGAGAGUGGAUCAGACUGAAGAACAGAAUGUGCCCAGGAAGCACGUGGAGACACGACAGGACGCCUCCCCUUUCUUCUCAUUAGAAAACAGUGAUGAAAGCUUUAAGUGUUCAGGACGGCUGCUCUUCGAGGAGGAGGAGGUUGUUUCCACUGCUUGGAUUGUACCAAAAAAAAAAGAUUUGUUUUGUGCAAUCGUGAUCAAGUUGGAGGGAUUUAAACGCAAGCACAUCUGGGGUUUUUUCUACCAUGUUGAUGGACGGAAGUUUGGCUGCAGCCUGUCUGGGUUGUCGCUCAUCAUCGGCCAGUCGAGCGGCUCCAUGCAGCUCUUUACUGGAGGUGAGGUUGUCAAUCAAAUCAACCCCUCGUCCUCAUCCUCAGGCUUUUCUCUUGUAAAACCCACACACACACGCUGCGCGAGUCUUGCAACAGAGUCGAAGUUUUCAGGCAGUCGUAUGUUUGACACCCUUGAUGACCAGUCCGCACCUGAUCUUAUCAGAACAAAGUCCUUCCUCAGCGUCCUUAACGUCCCCUUUUAUUUGCUCGGACCUGACAGCUGCGGUGUUGCUCACGAUUUCAGCCUUCGACGCUCGUAGUUUACUUUUUAGAGCAUCAAAAUCUUCAGUUGGGGCAUUCUUCAGUUCUUGCCUUAUCAUUGACGAGAGGAUGUCGGACUUUGUUGCCUCCAGGUCCAUGUUUGUAACUGGGUAGCAGGUCGGGCGGGGCUACCUGGAGGACUCGAUGUGGAAGGAAAUCAUUCGGAAUUAAAGUCUUUCCAGGUUUACAUGGGAAAUAUUCAUUCCGAAUGAGAGUUUAC